AUGAUGACCUCAGAAUGGCUGCUGGUCCGCACCUCCCGGGGGCGUUUUGUGUUUUCGAGAAUCAUGUCGGUCUGACGCUGCACCAGUACCGCUACCACAUUUCCACCGCCUCGACCGCGACCUCCCAGUCAGCCAUGGAUGCGGCGCGGGGCUCCGUCUCCAGCACCUCGACGCAAAGCACGCGCGACGACGGCGCUGCGUCUUCCGAGCCCUUUGUCCUGCGCCACGGACGGCGCUAUCUGAGAGGCGUGCAGCACUAUCCGCUGCCAUGCGAUCUGCCUGAGCUCCAGCGCCAGAACCUCCACACGCUGCUCGCGACCUCUGUCCUUGGCCGCGCGCUCGGCUCCACGCCAUCGCCGCAGAAUCCACCGAAGAAAGUGCUGGAGCUUGCAUGCGGCAGCGCGUACUGGACAGCAGUGUGCCACGACUUCCUCAGUGGUCUAGGCUACGAAGAUGUAUCCUACACCGGGCUGGACAUUGUGCCCCUAGCAGGCGAUCUCCAACGGCAAGGCAUCGACUGGAAGUUCGUUCAGCACGACCUGCGCAAGCCCCCCCUCCCUUUUGACGACGACGAAUUCGACAUUGUCGUUAUGAAAGACAUGUCGCUCGUCGUACCCCUUGGCGCCCUCUCCCAGCGCCUCCUAGACGAAGCAACGCGCGUGCUCAAGUCCGGCGGCACUCUCGAAGUCUGGGAGACCGACCACAUCAUCCGCUCCAUCCUACCGCACCCUCCGCCGCCGCCUGGCAAAAGCCCCCAAGAAUACGCUUGUGCGCAGACGACGGGAACCUUCCUGAUCUCGCCCAUCACGCCCUUUACCGAAGUCCAGAACAAAUACCUCCAGGACUCAAACACCUGGAUCCAAGAAGCGCUCGAUCGCCGGAAGCUGAGCCCCACGCCCUGCGUCCAAAUCUCGCAGGUGCUCCUCCAAGAAACAGAGACCUUGCACUCGGUCGGCGACCGCCGCAUUGCCAUUCCCCUUGGCGAGCUGCGCUGGGAGCGCGAACUCGCUGCGUCGGAACCCUCGAAGCCCAAACGCCGCGAAUCAGAGUCCACACGCCCCAAUCCCAGGAAAGCCAGCGUCGCACUGGAUACGGGGACGCUGACGGUCGAGCAGGCGGCGCUGCGGUACACGGCGCUGCUGGUCGUCGUGCAGAUGAUCGAGAGCCUGGAACCGCUGCUGAAGGAAGUCAGCGGGAAGAACCAGGAGGAGUGGCAGAGGUGGUGGGCCGGGUUGAUGGGCAACCUGCUGGAGCAAAAAGGCGCGAGUAGCGGCGAGUGCUUGGAGGUGGGCGUGUGGUGGUGCAAGAAGGUGUGA
Molecule: messenger RNA, 1316 nt
Organism: Ascochyta rabiei
Lineage: Eukaryota; Fungi; Ascomycota; Dothideomycetes; Pleosporales; Didymellaceae
Exons: 1
Coding region: 15-1316 (433 amino acids)
Source: RefSeq, a predicted model, not a curated record